AUGGUCACACCCUAUUUCCUAGGAAAGAUAGCUACGAUUCCGUAUGUUGCUGUCAGAACUCUAAUUGAGUAUUAUACUGUAGGUACAGUUUACCAGAAGACAAGCAGUAAUGAGUUUGGCAAUUCGCUCUGGAAAAAUCUUCACUUAUCAAUUGAGUAUCACUUAAGUGGAUCCUUACAAAAAUCAGAUGUUAAGACAUUUGCUUAUUCUCCACUAUCCAAAGUCUUUCAAUCAUUUGAGAAAAAUAAACAUCCAUUACUUGAAGAUUUGAAUAAUUUUGCUAAGCCAUUGGAUAAGUACAGUUACUGGAUUUCAGAAAGUGAAGGGGCUGAAAACGUCUUAAUCUACAUACAUGGAGGUGGAUAUUUAUUAGGUAUGUUUGAAGCUCAAUUAGUGGGAUUCAUGGCUUUGUAUUAUGCAUUAUCUCCGGAAAUCAGAAAAAAGACGUCUUUCUUAAUUGUUGAUUAUUCUUUAACAUUAUUCGACCAUGUAUUCCCUACUCAACUUUGGGAAACUCUUUCAAGUUAUAAAACUUUGGUUGAUAAUGGUUAUAAGAAUAUUCAUCUAUUCGGUGAAUCUGCAGGGGCUCACCUUGCUUUAACUUUAAGCAGAUAUGUUGCCUAUCCAGAGGAAGCUCAAGAAAUAUUUUCUAAAUUUCCACAAUUUGAUUUCUCUUCCUUCAAAAAUUUACCUCAACCAGUUUCCCUCGUUUUAGAAAGUCCUUGGGUUCAACCUUGUACCCAACCCAUUCUUCCUCCUCCUCAAGGUCAAAAUAUCUAUGGAGACUUAGGAGCACUUGAUACAUCUAUGGGUGAUUAUUAUGUUGAAGGUAUUGAUAAAGAGAUCAUAAAAGACUUCUUAACUUUUACACAAACAAAUUAUGAUGACCAUUGGUCAAAAGUUCAAGCUAUCACAAGUGGCAAAACGAUUGUUUUAUAUGGAGAACGAGAAGUAUUAAGGGACGCAAUCCAAAAGUUCCACGGUAUUAUUAACAAGAACGACAAUGUUCUGAAAUAUAUGGAAGUCGGUGGUAUUCAUUCUGCUUUGGUAUAUGUUGAAAGCUUGGAUUUUAUCAGUACUGAGGGAGCCCAAAAGGCUGUUCAAGGCGACUUCGAGAAGAAAUUUGCUUAUACCACAAUCAGCAAAUUCUACGGUGAAGUAAUUUAA
Scheffersomyces amazonensis is the source of this 1167-nucleotide messenger RNA. RefSeq lists its product as uncharacterized. The transcript has a single exon. The record is from RefSeq and is a predicted model, not a curated record. The coding region runs from base 1 to 1167 and encodes 388 amino acids. NCBI's taxonomy places the organism in Eukaryota, Fungi, Ascomycota, Pichiomycetes, Serinales, Debaryomycetaceae. Gene Ontology annotation, molecular function: lipase activity.